Messenger RNA from Rhincodon typus (whale shark), 1524 nucleotides. RefSeq names its product SH3 domain-binding glutamic acid-rich-like protein 3. Bases 86 to 364 code for a protein of 92 amino acids. Lineage: Eukaryota; Metazoa; Chordata; Chondrichthyes; Orectolobiformes; Rhincodontidae. The transcript has 3 exons. Gene Ontology annotation, cellular component: cytoplasm. The record is from RefSeq and is a predicted model, not a curated record.
CCAAUUGGCCCACUAAAAUCACAUGGCGUAGUGUUUCUCGGAUGUUACUGUCAGUAUUGAGUGAGAGCAGCAGAGACAGAGCAAGAUGAGUGUGAAAUUGUAUUACACCACUGUGACCGGCUCUAGGGAGGUGAAAUCCCAGCAGGCAGAGGUGAUGCGAGUCAUGGACAGUAAAGGCAUCACGUAUGAAAUGAUUGACAUCGCACAGAAUAACUCUUUAAAGGAAGAGAUGAGGACCAAGUCAGGAAAUCCUAGAGCCUUGCCUCCUCAAAUCUUCAAUGGUGAACAGCACUGUGGGGGUUACGAGGACUUUGUAGAGGCCGUGGAAACAACUGAUGUGCGGAAGUUCCUGAAACUCGACUGAGAUCAUAUUGGCGCCCGAUUAGCCAGAGGCAGAGCGUGGAGGCUGCCUGAAGCAACUUGCUGCCCUGCGUGUGGAUCCAGCUGUGUUAGUCUUUUAGAAACCAUAACAGCUUCUCUGCCUCACUACUUUAUUGGGAGCUUGCUGCCCAUUCGCCAAUUCUAUUGUAUUGUAAACUGCUAAUGAUUUAAAGAUUAGUCAUUCCGCAACUGAAUUAAAACCAAUCCAUUCCUUGGGGUGAGGUUGCUGGCUGAAGGAUACAAAGCCAUGGAGCAGGGCAAGGGGAGGGGAAGGGAGGUUAGGGGAAGUUUGAGUGACUCGUAGCUCAGGCAAACCCAGUACCUUGGAAAGUCACUGCAUGGGACCAAUCCAUAGAUUGCAUUUCUCAUCUGUUCCUAGAUAUUUGUCCAACUCCUGAAUGGAAAAAGCUCCACUUUGUUUUCAAUUGGAAUGUGCUGUUCUGGGUGGGUUCAAUUCCUGGAGACUGGCCUCUUAAUUAAACAAAGGGAAAUUUGGUUCAUUGAGUCUGGGGAAGGUAAAGGGUUCCUGGGUGAUGAGAGGGGAGGAAGUCCAGGCUAGUGGAAAGAAUGUUGUUUUCAUUCUCUGUAGGGUGAGAGCAAUUGUCGGAGUGAAUCAACGAUGUGAUGAUAUUGAGACUAAAGGCACAAAUUGGGAGGUUGUAGGGUGGUAACUGCCCUAAAGAAAUGAUCAAGUUUAGCACUGUCUUGUUACCAUUUUAAACAUGGUGAUUAGCUCUGAUAACCUGGCAGUUUGGGAGGACGUUACAGCAUUGCGACCCCAGGCUGUGAAAAGCAUCACCAUCCUGUGAUUAGGCAGUUUCAUGGGACAGAUGGGGUUUAAAUUCUCCAUACAUUAGGGAAGUGGACAUUGCCCCAGUAUGCUAAUGUUUCUAUUGGGAGUACAUUCCAGACUCAAUGCAUGGGUAGUUUGUGGAUUGUAGCCACUUUGGGAAUCCAGAGUCGUUAUUACAGCCCUGAGUUUGUGCAAUUGUCCCGCGUUCUUUUAGGAUUUUGAGUGCCAUUGGUUGGUAAACCAACAAACACGGUCCAAGACAUUCAAUUUUUAUUUCCUUUUAAAAAUGUACUAUCUCUCAGAUCUAGCAACACUCUGUCAUUGAAAAUACAGAAUUCCUCUACCUCUAA